UUAUCCCUAACUAUGUAUCAGUGAGUAUACACGCAAACUUUUUGAUUUAUCGUUGAUGUCGUCGGUUUGAGACUUUGAGGUGCACAAAACUCUGUAAAUCACCAUUUCUUCAACCCCCAGAAUUGCAGCACCAAAAGAACCCAGAUUUUUUUCAUGAAAACUGAUUUUUAUGGCGUCUAUAGCUGAUCAGGAGCAAUCAAACCCUGCUUCUGAAGCUGUAUCUAUGCCUAAAUUUGGGGGAAAACAGAGGAGUAAGAACAAAUGGAGGCGGCUUUCAAAGCAUUUAUCCACUACCUCUGAUUCCCCAAUCAACACUUUGGAUGAUGGUUGCCUCAUGCACAUUUUCAGCUUUCUCUCUCCUCUUCCUGAUCGUUAUAACACCGCCCUCGUUUGCCACAGAUGGCGAUUCUUGGCAUGUCACCCACGCCUAUGGUUGAGAGUUGACCGAACUAUUAAGGAUUAUUCAGAACCUGGUGUAUUCUCUUGUAUUGAUGCUGCAGUAUCCGCUGCAAAGCCUGGUGAUACCAUCUUGAUUGCUGCUGGAGGGGUCCAUUUUACCUCUAACAUUCAGAUCAAGAAGCCUCUCUGCCUGAUUGGUGGAGGUGAGCUUCCUGAAGAAACCACUCUUCUUUGUUCCCGGGGCACUGACAGUGCUCUGGAGCUCCUUUCCACCUGCAAAAUUACAAACUUGACAGUGAAGGCUGAGCUCGGCUGCUGCUUGCUUCAUAGGAGUGGGAGGUUGAUUAUAGACAGUUGUCUCCUCCAAUGUGAAACCGAUCCUUUGGAUUAUCUAUCAUGCCCCAUAGUGAGCACAACCACGGGGCCAAAGAAGCUACCAUCUCUUUCUUCAAACUCCCGCGGAGAUGGUGUUACUGUUUCUCGUACUAGGAUUGAAGGUGGUGCCAAGGCUGUUUUGACCAGUGGCACCCUUGUGUUGCAGAGUGUACGAGUCAUUUAUGGUCGUACUUCUGUCCUUUUCUGGUUUGAAGUUGAGCAUCAGUCAUGAUUCACUUCUUCCUCCGUCACUUGUUGUAAGUCUUUGGUAAAAUUUCAUCUUUUUUUUUUCUUUUUUCAUUUGUUAAGUUUUCUUUUCCUUGUAUCCUGUAUGUAUAUCAGCUUUAUAGUUCAUUAAUAAUUUUCAAGGCAACUGUGUUGUAUUUAAAAUGGGCAUUAGUUGAGUGGUUACAAUGUAACUUAUGCUAAUCAACCACAAUUGCCAAUAUUCCAAAGUGUAUGGACUGAAUUUAGACUUGUUGGAAAUCUAAAUCCAUCCAAUGUAUACGCUAGUACGUAGACCUUUGUUUCUCACAAUUUGUGGGAAUAUAAUACUUUUAGGUACAUUUGUUGGUCGAAGGCCCUGUUCUUUUCGACUUAUUAUUCUGUACUUCAGCUCAAUUCAGUUGGUUUCCUCA
Chenopodium quinoa (quinoa) is the source of this 1412-nucleotide messenger RNA. RefSeq names its product F-box protein SKIP5-like. The record is from RefSeq and is a predicted model, not a curated record. Gene Ontology annotation, molecular function: protein binding. The coding region runs from base 170 to 1006 and encodes 278 amino acids. Lineage: Eukaryota; Viridiplantae; Streptophyta; Magnoliopsida; Caryophyllales; Amaranthaceae. The transcript has 5 exons.